Messenger RNA from Metarhizium brunneum ARSEF 3297, 1713 nucleotides. NCBI's taxonomy places the organism in Eukaryota, Fungi, Ascomycota, Sordariomycetes, Hypocreales, Clavicipitaceae. The record is from RefSeq and is a predicted model, not a curated record.
AUGUACGAGAUCCUGCCUCCCCGCGUCCCCCAAGCUUGCAUUUUCGCCACCACUAACAGCGUUCAGGAGCAAUCUACCACAGAUAUUUGGCAGUGCAUUUGCGAGUGCGUCCGGCGAGUCGUGAUUGACUCGAAUGUCGAUCCAAGCCUCAUUAAAGGCAUUGGUUUCGACGCUACUUGCUCGCUUGCCGUCUUUUACGCCGACACGGAUGAGCCCGUACCCGUCACUGGCCCAGAGUUCACCAACGAUGGCCAGGACCGCAACGUUAUUCUCUGGCUCGACCACCGACCCGUUGACGAGACUGAAUUGAUCAACAGCACCAAGCACAAGCUCCUCAAAUAUGUUGGUGGCAAGAUGAGCAUCGAGAUGGAGAUCCCCAAGAUUCUUUGGCUCAAGAAUAAUAUGCCUGCAGAACAGUUUGCCCGCUGCAAGUUUUACGAUUUGGGCGACGCGCUUACCCACUUGGCCACUGGUAAUGAGGCCCGUAGCUUCUGCAGCACAGUCUGCAAGCAGGGAUAUGUCCCUAUCGGCGUUGACAAUAGUGAGAAGGGCUGGCAGGAGGACUUUUUCGAGACCAUUGGCCUCGAGGAUUUGUCCAAGAACAACUUUGAGAGAAUGGGAGGUGUUCAUGGUGUGAAUGGAACAUAUUUCAGCGCCGGUGAGUCUGUCGGCACAUUGAGCCGCCAGGCCGCUUACCAGCUGGGUCUUCCCAUGGGCAUUGCUGUAGGAAGUGGCGUCAUUGAUGCCUACGCAGGUUGGAUUGGUACCGUCGGCGCCAAGGUCGACCUCGGUGAUGACGAACUCAAUGCCAAUGUGCCUCACAACGAUCUUUCACAGGCCUUCACUCGCUUGGCUGCCGUAGCAGGUACCUCAACUUGCCAUUUGGCCAUGUCCAAAGACCCUGUCUUUGUUCCUGGCGUUUGGGGCCCAUAUCGAGAUGUUUUGCUUCCUGGCUACUGGCUGGCUGAGGGUGGUCAGUCUGCCACCGGGGAGCUUCUGCGACACAUGCUGGAUAUUCAUCCGGCGUACAACGAGACUUGCGCGCUCGCCAAGGCCGAGGACAAGCACAUUUACGAUUUCUUGAACGCUCAUCUGGAGUAUAUGGCCUCGAAGCACAAUGCUCCUGGCAUUCCUUAUCUUGGGCGGCAUCACUUCUUCUACGGUGAUUUGUGGGGGAACCGGUCUCCAAUCGCUGAUCCCAACAUGAAGGGAUCAAUGAUCGGCCUUGACAGCGACAAGAGCACCGACAACAUGGCUUUAUGGUAUUAUGCCACCAUGGAAUUCAUUGCCAUGCAGACCCGUCAGAUCAUUGAGCAAAUGAACACGGCCGGCCACGAAAUCUCAUCCAUCUUCAUGUCCGGUUCUCAGUGCCAGAAUCCCGUGCUGAUGAAUCUGCUUGCCACAACCUGCGGCAUGCCAGUCCUUAUCCCACGAUAUGUUCAUGCUGCCGUCGUCCACGGAGCAGCCAUGCUAGGUGCCAAGGCAGCCAGCCACAACAAAGAGGAUGGCUCCGAGCCAGAGACCCUCUGGGACAUUAUGGACCGCAUGAGCAAGCGCGGCCGGUUGGUCGAGCCGGGUACUGAUGCUGGUGAGAAGGCGCUUCUCAAUGCUAAGUACGAAGUCUUCCUGGAGAUGUGUCAAUCACAGCAGCUGUACCGCAAGAAGAUCGACAAGGCCGUUGAGAAAUGGAGCGCCGAGUUUGGUGGCGACUAG